Molecule: messenger RNA, 888 nt
Organism: Schistocerca americana (American grasshopper)
Lineage: Eukaryota; Metazoa; Arthropoda; Insecta; Orthoptera; Acrididae
Exons: 6
Coding region: 238-819 (193 amino acids)
Source: RefSeq, a predicted model, not a curated record
GCAACAGGUAGCAGCAGACAGCUCCCGCCUCUCGCACAUCUCCAGCUAGGAUCCCAGCAACUGUGUUCCACGCACUUCGUCCAGAGAAGGUGGGAUAUAAUCUCAGUCGACAGUCUCAGGUAGCGACGGCCGCACUUCCUCGUAGCUGCGUUCUGAGGAAUGGAUGCAACAACAGCUCGGCGCCUGGUGUAGCUCCGCUCUUCCUCAGCGACCCGAGACCUGGCAGUCCGGCCCACAAUGGCGUGUCUGCAGCACUGCUGCUGCGGCUGUUCCCUCAAGACGGGCGUCGUCGUCGUUUCCGUGCUCUUCUUGCUCAUGAGCGCAGCUGUGGUGGUGGUGACAGCCAACCUGAUCCACCAGGAGUCCAGACCGCCACCGGCUGUCAGAGGAGGCCGGCUGCCACCAGAUGUGGAGCUCAUCGAUGCGGAGCUGACCGACGUCAUCUCCAGGGUGCUCGAUGAGCCAAACCCGGCCAGCUCGGUCAGCACCCCAGCCGUGGCCUUCCUCGCUAUUGGUGUCAUCCAGGGCGUGUGUGCCAUCUUCCUUUUGGUCGGAGCGCUCACGGAGUGCGUGUGCCUGAUGAUCCCGUGGAUCGUGGUGGACGCCAUCGUGCUGGCGGCGACGCUCGUGGCCGCCGUCGUGGCCGACCUCAUGGUGUUCGCCCUCUUCGGGUCCGCCUUCGGCAUCGUGGCGGCCUUCGCCAUCGCCGUCUACCUGGUGGCCAAUAUCUACGCGCUGAUGGUGGUGGGCAGCUUCGACUACCAGCUGCGACAUGCCGGCACCAGCUCGCCCGUCCCAGCACACUGCAGCGCCCUCUGACCUAGCCACGCUUGCCAGCCAGCAUCUUCUGUCUGGUCCACACCUGUCUACUUGUGUUUCAUUAAGCUG